This is a messenger RNA of Numida meleagris (helmeted guineafowl), 2443 nucleotides long. RefSeq names its product LIM domain binding 1 (gene LDB1). The coding region runs from base 49 to 1284 and encodes 411 amino acids. The record is from RefSeq and is a predicted model, not a curated record. Gene Ontology annotation, molecular function: LIM domain binding. Gene Ontology annotation, cellular component: nucleus; transcription regulator complex. Gene Ontology annotation, biological process: negative regulation of transcription by RNA polymerase II; positive regulation of transcription by RNA polymerase II; nervous system development. NCBI's taxonomy places the organism in Eukaryota, Metazoa, Chordata, Aves, Galliformes, Numididae. The transcript is spliced from 11 exons.
CGGCCCGGGCAGCGCGCAGCGACCCCCGGCCGGGCCAGGCAUGUGAAGAUGUCAGUGGGCUGUGCAUGCCCUGGCUGUUCCUCUAAGUCAUUCAAGCUGUACUCGCCAAAGGAGCCCCCGAACGGCAACGCCUUCCCCCCAUUCCACCCGGGCACAAUGCUGGAUCGAGAUGUGGGACCUACUCCCAUGUACCCACCUACAUACCUGGAGCCUGGCAUUGGGAGGCACACACCGUAUGGCAAUCAGACUGACUACAGGAUAUUUGAGCUCAACAAGCGGCUGCAGAACUGGACAGAGGAAUGUGACAAUCUGUGGUGGGACGCCUUCACCACAGAGUUCUUCGAGGAUGAUGCCAUGCUAACAAUCACCUUCUGCUUGGAGGAUGGACCAAAGAGAUACACAAUUGGUCGGACUCUGAUUCCCCGUUACUUCCGCAGCAUCUUUGAAGGAGGGGCCACGGAGCUCUACUACGUGCUCAAGCACCCCAAGGAGUCCUUCCACAACAACUUCGUCUCGCUGGAUUGCGACCAGUGCACCAUGGUCACCCAGCAUGGCAAGCCCAUGUUCACCCAGGUGUGCGUGGAGGGGCGGCUCUACCUGGAGUUCAUGUUUGAUGACAUGAUGAGGAUAAAGACGUGGCAUUUCAGCAUCCGCCAGCAUCGAGAGCUCAUCCCUCGCAGCAUCCUUGCCAUGCAUGCACAGGACCCCCAGAUGCUGGACCAGUUAUCCAAGAACAUCACACGCUGUGGGCUCUCAAACUCCACACUCAACUACCUCCGACUCUGUGUAAUCCUAGAACCAAUGCAGGAGCUCAUGUCACGGCACAAGACCUACAGCCUCAGUCCCCGGGACUGCCUCAAGACCUGCCUGUUCCAGAAGUGGCAGCGGAUGGUCGCGCCACCUGCGGAGCCGGCGCGGCAGCAGCCCAGCAAGCGCCGGAAAAGGAAGAUGUCGGGGGGCAGCACUAUGAGCUCCGGUGGUGGAAACACCAACAACAGCAACAGCAAGAAGAAGAGCCCGGCCAGCACCUUCGCCCUGUCCAGUCAGGUACCUGAUGUGAUGGUGGUAGGCGAGCCCACGCUGAUGGGGGGGGAGUUCGGGGACGAGGACGAGCGGCUCAUCACCCGGCUGGAGAACACGCAGUUCGACGCCGCCAAUGGCAUCGACGACGAGGACAGCUUCAACAACUCGCCCGCGCUGGGGGCCAACAGCCCCUGGAACAGCAAACCGCCCUCCAGCCAGGAGAGCAAGUCAGAGAACCCCACAUCGCAGGCGUCGCAGUAACGGCCCCGCGCCCCCCCCCGCGGACUCAGUCCCAACCGAUCUACCUGUACAUUUGCAACGGAGAGUGACUGGGAAGCGGCGAGGUACUGGGGCGGAUCGGCGCCGCGCCACGGCAGGACCCACGGCCGGGGGCACGCGCCCGCCGCCGCCGCCUCCCUGCUCCCCCCGUGCCUGCUGCCCCCAGACCCAGGGCAGGGGCGGGUGUCGGGGCCGUAGCUUCGUUAUUCCCCCUUCUCCCUCUUCCUCCUCCCUGCUUCUUCAUCCCCGGAGAGCCUCUCGUGUCCCCUCCCGCUGCGCCCAGCCCCUGCCUGCUGAACAGGGUGCAGCGGGGCUGCGGGCCCCGGCGGUGGGGUCCAGCCUUCUUCCUCCUCUCCCCUCCUGGGUCUGGCGGCGGUGUUUGCUGCGUGCACAUCUCCAUGCGCACGCGCGCCUCCAGCCCUGCCUGGGGCUGGGGGGGCUGGCCUUGGACGAAGCCCCCGCUGCUGUACUGGAGGGGUGUCGGGGGUCAGUCACCGGGCAUUCCCCACUCCCCUGCCCCCCACUUCGUCCCCGUCCCCUCGCUCCCCCCAGCAGGGCCCUGCUGGGGACUAUGUACAUAGGAAGCGCCAAGCAGGGAGUUGGGGGGUGCUGGGGGUCCAAGGCCAGCGGCCCCCACGUCUCCACCCGGAGUCCCUUGGUGACCUCCGGCUCCUGGUACCUCCUACUUUUGUCUUUUUUUUUUUAAUAAUAUUAUUAAAAUUGUAAGUUUAAAAAAAGAAAAAAAUGGACAAGCCCCCUCUUGCCCCCCCCUCCCUGGCCAGUGCCCCCCUCCCUGCCCUGAGCGCUCUCACCCUGUCCUGACUUUUGUACAGGCUUCUUCUCUUGGGAGUCUCGUUUUAUAUCCAGUUCGGAGAGCUUCAAACCAAGGAGAGACUUUGCAGACUUCCUUUCUAAUCCCUCCAGGGGGCGGGGGGCAGCCCCCCGCCUCCCUCCUCCAUGUAAAUCUUGUGUGCUGUUGUCCCUGCUCCUCCCCUCCCCCCCGGUUCGUGUACCUCGUGCUUGUACAUUUCCGCGCUGUAGACAGUGUGUACGAUACUGUUCUUUCAAUGUGUUAUCACUAGAGCAGGUGCCUCCAUUGAUGUUAGGGGAAACAACGAGAAUAAUAAUAAUUUUUUUGGGA